Paramacrobiotus metropolitanus is the source of this 1751-nucleotide messenger RNA. RefSeq lists its product as uncharacterized. NCBI's taxonomy places the organism in Eukaryota, Metazoa, Tardigrada, Eutardigrada, Parachela, Macrobiotidae. The record is from RefSeq and is a predicted model, not a curated record. Bases 465 to 938 code for a protein of 157 amino acids. The transcript is spliced from 2 exons.
UUUUCGUGCCAAAGUCUGUCGAUCAUGGGUUCUAAAAAUAUAUUGCCGUCUUAAAACGCGCUUCCAUCGAGCGUACUUUUUUUCUUGUACAGAAACGUUGCCUUACACAUUAGAACGGUUUCUGUAGGUACUGUACACUUAUCACUGCUAUCGCAGCCGGCCGUACAAUUCUUGAGGCGUAUCUGUAAAUAACUGAUGUUUGGUUGUUUAUUUUUGUAUUCGGUUUUCGAGUAAACUACCGAAAGAAAUUUAAAUUUCGAAAUACUUCGCGUCUGUGACUGGAUAUUUGGAUGUAAUUAUGGUAGAGGCUGAUUCGCAGUUUAUUGAUCAUGAGAUAAAAAUGCUAAAUUAAUACAGGAUAACGGAAGCUUGCGUAUAUCAGCUGCUUAUAGAAGAGACACUGAGAUACCCCUCUGCUGAAGCUUCUGCUUUAUACCAUUUACUUUUCGAUCUGGAUAACUCAAAUGGAUCGAGCAUCACAUCCCAUCGGCCCGUUUAUUCGGUUUCUCAUUCUUUUUGGAUUUGUAAUAUAUUUUUGUAAUUGGUUCGUGGUGUCUGGACAAAAUAUUUCUCUAGAAAAUGCUUCGCUGAGUGAUGCGCCAAAUCGACCAGCCUCUGAUAUCGAAGGCGGAAAUGCAGAAACGGCUGACCUGGAAGUCAAUCAACAAGCAGCUACAAUGACCCCGGAUCCCGUAAAGAUACUGGAGAGCUUCCAUAACUUACAAACCGAAACCACAACCAAUGACUACAAUAAGUGCGAACGCUUCAACAGGGUGUGCUGUGCCAAGAUUUUGGAGGACAUAGCACUCAACAGGAACAUCCCAACACAGGACGACAUCUGUCGCGACAGAGGCUACGAAGAAUGCAAAUGCGCCGCCACCCCCGUGGAUUCCGGGGUUGACACGAAAACCCUUCCUGAUCCUGUCAUCGCCACCUAACUGAUGGGCAAGCGGGAAAACCUGCUAUUCGGGUGACCAUGCAUGAUGCAGGGGUCAUAUUUUGAAAUGAAAACCAACUUCUUUACUUACGUGAUCCUUUGUGGCAUUAGUCUUAAUCGACAGAUGCAACAGCCCACUCUUCAUUUAAGUAAUAGUAAUUAAACAUGCUUUACAAUUAGACAGCGGCGUCGCUUCAGGAGACUUUGUUUACGAGUUUUCCAUUAUACAAAACUGUUAAAUUCAACCGCUCAACUGAGCAACGUAAAACAUUAUAAAAUCAAUGAGAAUUGUUUUGACUUGGGUUUCAUGCCUUACGUUUAUAAUUUGCGCAUAAAUCAUGCAAUAAAAUGAUUGCUUAUAAAUACUUAUAAGAUUUAUUAAUUAUAAGUAAGGGCAACCGUGCACAGUUGCAACAUUCUUCAUGUGCGCAGUUUAUAACUAUGUAAAGGGUCUGCAACUACUAGAGUAGUACAGUACAUGUAUGUUGCACUGUAAGAGGGUGCAUGCUUCCCCGUAGCAGCCCGUAGUAAGGGAAUGUUUCGGGUGAUUUAAUUUCAUGGAGAGCAUGCAAUCUGUAUUCAAAGGGCGAGGGUUUGCUUACCGGUACCGGUGAAGGAGUCCAGUCCGCGAUCGCAUACAACGGUUCCAGUGGCAGCUUAUUCCAUUCACUUUAUUCACCGCAUGUCAUUGUCCGCAUGUAUACGACCAGUACUUGCUAAAAUCUUGUUUGACCAAACUGCAGCGAUACAUAUUUGCUACAAUAUUUUUUAUAAAUGUUAUCAUGGGCUGUUAUUUACUGGAAAGUACACUUGC